AUGGGAGCAGAGAGCAGUGAAAGUCUCGACCUCCUAUCAGUCUUACUGACUGGCAUUCCAGGACUGGAGGCCCAACAUGGCUGGCUCUCCAUUCCCUUUUUCAUCAUGUACAUGGUUGCCAUUGUGGGCAACAGCCUAAUCAUGGCAGCUGUGCAGGCGGACUCAGCUCUCCAUGAGCCGAUGUACUUGUUCCUCUCCAUGCUGGCCAUCACUGAGGUGGGAGUCUCUGUGUCCACUCUGCCCACAGUUAUGGGCAUUCUUUGGUUUGAUGCCUACAGAAUUGAUUUUAAUGGUUGUUUGGCCCAAAUGUUCUUCAUUCACACUUUCUCUGGCAUGGAGUCAGGCGUCCUGUUGGCAAUGAGUUAUGACCACUUUGUAGCCAUCUACAACCCUUUGCGCUACACAGCCAUCCUAACUCUGCCUCGGAUCGUAUCCAUGGGUCUGGGCACUACACUGAAGAGUGUUGCGCUCAUGGCCCCUCUUCCAAUUCUUUUAAAACAACUGCUGUAUUGUCACAUAAAUAUUCUCUCCCUCUACUACCUCCACUCAGACUUGAUCCAAUUGCCGUGUGCGGAUACUAGGCUGAACAGCAUCCUGGGGCUGGCCAUUGUCCUGGCCACUUUUGGGCUGGACUCACUGUUCAUCGUGGUCUCUUAUGGGCUCAUUCUUUACACAGUGAUGGGUAUUGCUUCUGGAGAGGGUCGGAGGAAGGCUCUCAACACAUGUGUGUCACACAUCUGUGCAGUGCUUAUAUAUUAUGUGCCCAUGAUUGGUGUGUCUGUGAUGCAUCGUGUCGCCAAGCAUGCGUCACCAGUGGUCCACACACUCAUGUCAAGCAUAUAUCUCUUUGUGCCACCAGUGCUCAAUCCCAUCAUAUACAGUGUUAAGACCCGUCCAAUUCAACAGGGAAUUGCCUCCUUGUUCUCUUGCAAGAAAGGAUUGAUCUGA
This is a messenger RNA of Psammomys obesus (fat sand rat), 948 nucleotides long. Its product is annotated as olfactory receptor 51L1-like. Gene Ontology annotation, molecular function: olfactory receptor activity; G protein-coupled receptor activity. The record is from RefSeq and is a predicted model, not a curated record. Gene Ontology annotation, biological process: G protein-coupled receptor signaling pathway. Gene Ontology annotation, cellular component: membrane. Lineage: Eukaryota; Metazoa; Chordata; Mammalia; Rodentia; Muridae.